AUGGAAAAAUAUCCAUUACUUGAAACGACACUGUUAUUUUAUCACAAUGGCAAUUGGAAAACGCCAAAAGAUCGGUUGAUCGUCUUUUUACAUUAUUUCAUGAUCAAUUAUGGGUUUCGAAUCUUCAUUGAUAAAACAACAACAGCUGAAACAUUAAAAUUAAAAUAUGAUGAUACUUUGCGUAUCGUUUAUACAAAAAGUCAGGAAGUUCUAUGUAUUACGCAUUAUAUUGUAGAUGGUUUUUAUAAGUUUGAUGUAAAAAUCAAUAAUAAACAAUAUAAUGCAUCAUUUGACUUGAGCAUGGAUUUAGGUCUUCAAAGUUCAAGCAAUUCUCCAAUUGAAAUCCAUAAUCUUGAUGAAUUUGUUAAAACAACGCUUAGAAUAAUCGACGAUCUCAAUAAAUAUCUUGAAGAGAAAAAAAACAUUUAA
This is a messenger RNA of Rotaria socialis, 429 nucleotides long. The record is from the annotation of a GenBank genome assembly. Lineage: Eukaryota; Metazoa; Rotifera; Eurotatoria; Philodinida; Philodinidae.